AGAAAUAUAACGGAAUAUGAAGGAAUAACACAUGCAAUAAGCAGUAUAGGACACAUAGUUUUUUAAAAUGCAUUUCUUUUUCUAAAAACACUGGAUUCUAAAUUAUUUUGUGAUGCCUGUCCUGGAGAGAAUAACAGCAGAUUCUCUAAUGUCUGACAAGGUUGGUGACAUUUGUAAAGUUAUCUCUGUCCAUUGCUACAUGCAGAAUAUUCUUUAUCGUUAGGUUUGUGCAUGUGGAAAUCCCUCAUCAGUUCAGAUCACAGGUUUGUAAUAGGGUCCAAAUCCAGACGUUGAGAUUGUCCUUGCAAAAUGUUGCUUUUGUGUUUAUCCAUUUAUGUGUUGAUUUGGAAGUAUGCUUGGCUCAUCUUUUUCAAAAGCCCUAUGGGCCAGUCUGGACCUCCUGGCAGAGGCAGUCAGGCUUUGGGCUGAAAUAUCAUCAUGCCAUCAAUGUUCACAAGAAUCCCUGAACCACUGCCUGCAAAACAGCUCCAAAACAUCAAUGAUACACCACAAUAAGUUUUUUUUUCCUUGUAUGCUGAUGGUGUGACUAACCAUCGUUUGGCAUUUUGAUCUCAUGCCCACAACACACGAUGCCAAUUGUAGUUUAAUAACACUUGGUGAAUUUCAGGCUCUGCAAAUCAUUAGAUGCUAUCAGGAAGGGUUUGUUUCUUGCAAACCUGACAACUGCAAUAUUGAACUAAACUAUAAUUCUAAAACUGUGAUUUUUUGGCUCUUUUUCCCUCCUUCCCCAUCCUCCUGACUAUGUUCAGGGACAGUGUGCUCAGGGGUCCAAUUAAUGCCAUGUUUUCACCUGUUUUAAACAUGGGAAACUUUUUGUCAUGGAGUUAAUUGUGAGUAAUGGUAUUUUUAACUUUGUUUUUCCAUGGUAAUGUAUGAAAAGAGGUUUUACAUGUGUGCAAUCUCAUAUUUAUACACCUGGAGAGUUCCUGUGGGAAAUGAUACAAGUUUUGUUAGAACAAAGAAACAAAGUUUCUCUUUUCAUUUAAGUGGAAAAUAUGAAGUAAUGUUUAUUUCCUAUAUUUUAUGAAGGGUUUCAGUAAUUCUGGAGGGCCCUGGCUCAUUUAUAUCUUUCUAUUACAUGCAGAAUUAAUCUAUGUAUGAUCAUUUCAGUUGAUAUGUUGUUUAAAGUUUACUUUCCUAAAAUAAUCACUAGGUGGAGAUCCUACUCUUUCAGAACCCUUCACUGAAGGAUGAGUGAUCAGCUUGCAUUGAAAUGGCAGCUGAAGAUGUGCGGUCGCUUCAGAGCCAUUUCGCCUGUCCCUCUAAUUCCUCUGGCUCCUUCGUCACUAAUGCGGAUAAUGGUUUAUCUCUGGAAGAUAUUUAGACACACACUAGGGCAGCUGAGGUAUUUAUAGCAAAUAUUCUUUUUGGAGCAUACUAAGUGGGGAUAUGCAUUUACAAAUGAAGAAACAACUAAUUUGUGUGGAAACAUGGAUUCUGAAGUAGAUUUUGUAUAGGAGACUCAGGCAUUGAUCUAACAGGAACUCCCAAACAGAGACAUGUUGUCCUCUAGCCCACAAUGACUAUCUAGAGCAGAGUACAUUUACAUUUACAUUUAAGAGUUCAACCAAGAAGUGCAGAGAGCAUUUUCGGUAUGGAGCCCUAUGGACUGAUGCCAGACCACAGCCAGUUUCAGACUGGACUGGACAGAUCAUCUGCUGGAUGGCAAAAGCCCACUCACUCCCGGAGCAGCAGCACUGCAUCCUCUCGUCACUCACGACAGAAUAUAAAAGACUGGGAGAUAAUGGAUGAUCUGCAGGCGGAUUUUGGUGCCAGUGGUGAGACCAUGCAGGAUAUGAGUCCUCCUGGCAUCUGUGAAGGCUACUUGAUGAAGAGGAGAAAAUGGCCUCUCAAAGGCUGGCACAAGAGAUACUUCGUGUUGGAAAAAGGGAUUCUCCAAUAUUCAAAAAACCAAUAUGAUAAUUCUAAAGGGAAAUUAAAUGGGUCAAUGGACGUCAGUCUCGCAGUGAUGUCAGUAAACAGAAAGGCAAGACGGAUAGACUUGGAUACUGGAGACAGUCUCUAUCACAUCAAGGCAAAGAACCAUGAUCUGUAUUACAUAUGGGUGACCAAACUGAGUGCCCAUCGGAUGUAUAAGAGGAACGAGGCAGCACAUGUGCAUAACAGCUUGCUGCAGGCCCUGUCUCAUAGCAGAAAGGUGCUUCAGGGAAAUGGUGCCAUGCAAGAUAUGUUCCCGAACAUGUCUGACUCUUACCCGGGUGAUGUGGCAGCUCAGAGUGAAGACCUGCAUGUUGCAGACACUGGAGUCAAUGGGAAAGUGUGCGCCUGGCUGCAGACGGCCCAGGACCCAGACAGCUGCACUCAAGAACUGAACCGCUGUCAAACAGACCUGAAUGAUUUGAAUCGGUUGGUCCAGAAGCUGCACACUCUGGAGUUAGACAAGGCUGUUAGCAAUGGAGAACUAAAGAGGAUCAUCAGCAUGCAGAAUCUUUCACUUGAAAAGCCCAAGAAGAAAUCUGGCAGGAUAUGGGGACACUCUCAUACACUUGGAGUGUUCUCAUCGUCCCACCUGGGUGCCUCGGUACCCUCCAUCCCUGACUAUGUCUACACCCAGCUUACUCCCUCAGCCUCCUCUAGCUCCCCUGAAAGCAGAAAGCUCUACCAGGACAUCUGCUCUAUGUCCCAAAGAGUGCAUGCCUCUCUGAGGUCUGUGCAUGAGGCUCUGUCUCAGGAGCGCCAGAGGCUACAGGACACCUGGUCCAGCAGCGAGCUUCGCCAGAACACUUCUGCUCAAAUUAACGACAUAUGUAGCACCCUGACUGAGUUAGAUGUGAAGUCCCGGCAAACACAAAUCCACACAAGGUCAGUGUGCUCUGACUCCUCUGAGGAAUCCUACCACACUGUGACCCUGAGAAAGUCUGAAUCAGUAUGCCGUUCCUCAGUGGCAGACUCCGUGGCGGAGUAUUUUGAUGCAUAUGAUGAAAUUUGUAGAAGUUUCUCCGAGGCAUCAGAUGAGUCGGGUCUGAGUGAUGCCUCCAGUAAUUCAGAGCCUGAGGAAGACCAUGUAACAGCAACACGGAAGUACCGUGCCAGUCUUUCCAAAGCAUCAGCAAAACCCAGCUGGAUCUUGGGGAGCACUGGCCACCGCACCAAACUGCCUGCCGUUUGCCCUGAUAACAGUCACGUAGGCCUUAUAGCCAUCCUUUAUAACAACAUCGGGAAGGACCUCUCACGUGUGUCCAUGCCUGCAGCCCUGAAUGAGCCUGUCAAUCUACUUCAGAGGCUCUGUGAGGAACUGGAGUAUUCAGAGCUACUGGACACAGCCAACUGUACUGACGACCCCUACCAGAGAAUGGUGUACAUUGCUGCCUUUGCUAUCUCUGGCUAUUCUACAGCUCAGUAUCGAAACCGUUAUAAGCCCUUUAACCCAGUUCUGGGAGAGACAUUUGAGUGCGUAAGGGAAGACAGAGGUUUCCGCUAUAUUAGUGAACAAGUUUGUCAUCACCCACCCAUCUCUGCUUGCCAUGCUGUCUCUGACAACUUCUGCUUUUGGCAGGAUCAGCGAUGGAAGAAUAAAUUCUGGGGAAAGUCUUUGGAGAUAAUGCCAGCAGGAAUGGUGAAUGUGACUCUAUCAAGGUAUGGAGACCACUAUGAAUGGAAUAAAGUGGUGACGUGCAUUCACAAUGUCCUGAGUCAGCAGCGCUACCUAGAGCACUAUGGAGAGGCAACGAUCCGCAACCUGAACAGCUCAGUCUGUACCUGUAAGAUCACAUUUGUUAAGUCUCGCUAUUGGGGCUCAGAUGCAAAUAAAAAUGAGGUUCAAGGCCAAGUAUUAGACCAGAGUGGUAAUGUAGUGCACCGAUUUGGAGGAUUCUGGCAUGAGGGGAUAUUCUGUGAUACACUACCCAAUCCACAAUGUAUUUGGAAGCCAUAUCCUCAGCCUAAGGACUACAUGCUGUACUACGGAUUCUCCAGCUUUGCAAUGGAAAUGAAUGAACUGACCCCUGAACUUGACACUUUGCUACCCCCAACAGAUACACGCCUGCGUCCAGACCAGAGGAUGUUGGAGGAAGGCAGGGUGGAGGAGGCAGACAAAAAGAAAGAUGAGGUGGAGGAAAAACAGAGAGAGCGGAGGAAGAUUUUGGCCAAGAGAGGAGAGCAGCAUAUCCCUCGUUUCUUCAGGAAAUCCAUUGAUGCAGUUGGUAGAGAAGUGUGGCUCACUAAUGGAACUUACUGGAAGCUCAGAGAGAAUCCUGGAUUCAUGAACAUGAAAAACGUGGAAUUAUGGUGAAGUCUCAGUAGAGUUUGAGACUUUGGACUGCAAAACUUUGGACUUGAACAAAAAAGCAAAUUGUAGAGUGCAGAUGAACUGCCCAAAACAGACUGGGCAAGGAUAAAGCUCUUAACUAAAGACCAAGCUUUUCUCUUGCUCCCUGCUGAAGUAUUCAGGCUUUCACUUCUUUUACGGCUGGACAGUUAAACCAAUAUAUAUUUAGGGGGUUAAUCCAUCUCUGCAUCAACCUUCUACUGCAAAAUGAUAGCUAUGAAAACAAGACACAUGAACUUGGGAAGAUUGUUGUGUUCUGUUAGUGCGUUUCAUCAACACCAUGUGGGUUGUAGCAAAAAAUAUGGGCUAUUUUGUAGCUUAUGCUAGAGGGCUGUGUGGGACUGUUUCUGUAAUCUCACUCCCACCUAUUCCCAUUGGAAUUCUGACCAAAUCCCAUCCAUUUCUUCAGUUAUUAUUUUUGUUUACACCUGCCUGUGAUCUUUUCUAAUGAACCCAGUUUGUUUUAUGUCCUAAAUUCUAAGCAAAUGUGUAAUUUAAACUUCAGUGACCCUGAUGAGGAUCAUCAGUGAAGAUGAAGAGCCACUCCUGCCUGUAAGAGUAACACUGGCUGUUUUUGUUGGGUCCCAUGGGAUCCCAGUCCUGAUGCACACUUCUAGCUUAAGCCAUAACUGAUGCAUAUUAGUCACAUUUUUAAACAUGUUUUAAUGGUGAAGGUCAUUUACCUGUGUAACUGAAAAAAGGAGUGAAGAGAUAUAUUGGAGCACACAGCUUUUUAUAGUACUCUGGCAGUACAAUAACAAAAAAUGGGACUGGGUUGUGUGACAGGGUCAUACAUUUGUUUUCAAGGAACAUAUAUUUCUUAUUAGUUUAUGCACAUAUCGCUCUUAUGAUAACACAUGGUAAGUAUUUACUUAUAAUAAAGGGGGUUGAUGAAUUAAUUGCAGGAUUGAUCUUGCUACUUUACAAGAAACUUGAUUUUAUUGCAUGUGCAUGGAUUUUUGAAAGGCAUCACUCUAGAGAUGCUUCCUGUAAUAGGAUUUAUUCUAAGUGGGAUUAGAAAAAGCACUUCCUCAUCCUCAAAG
This is a messenger RNA of Pangasianodon hypophthalmus (striped catfish), 5352 nucleotides long. It is a transcript of the gene osbpl7, whose product is annotated as oxysterol binding protein-like 7. Gene Ontology annotation, molecular function: cholesterol binding. Gene Ontology annotation, cellular component: intracellular membrane-bounded organelle; cytosol; perinuclear endoplasmic reticulum. The transcript is spliced from 23 exons. The coding region runs from base 1616 to 4273 and encodes 885 amino acids. Lineage: Eukaryota; Metazoa; Chordata; Actinopteri; Siluriformes; Pangasiidae. The record is from RefSeq and is a predicted model, not a curated record.